AUGGCAUUCGACAUUAGCGAGAGGAUAACAGUCAAGGAGGGAUGGCUGGUCAAACAGGGUGGAGUCAUCAAGUCGUGGAAGUCAAGAUGGUUCGUCCUGUACGAUAAUAAUGAACUGUGUUACUUCAAGAGCAACUAUGAUCGCGAACCCAUUGACAUCAUAUCAUUGGCAAACAUGGUUCAGAUGCCGACAAACAACGCGACGCUGAUCGAACUGUCGGUGGAAGGCCGUGUAUAUCAAAUGCAAGCGCCAACAGUGGAUGAGGCAAAGGACUGGGUGCGCCACCUAUCAGAACGCGCAAGUGAUCGAGCCAAGCGAACGACAGCGCCACAGGACGGCGCCACACCUGCCACAAAGACCACGACGAUCGAUGUCAAAGGUCUGAUGUGCAAGCAUUGCGAGGAUCAGGUGGCGCGUCUACUCACCAACGCCAAAGGCAUCAACAAGUAUGAGAUCCUGUCGGAUGAAGAUCGUCUCAUACUCAGCGGGACAAUGGACAUUGGCAUGGUACUAUCCACACUCGAGUCCAAUGGCUUCAUCGUCGCACUGCAAUAG
Messenger RNA from Acytostelium subglobosum LB1, 555 nucleotides. RefSeq lists its product as hypothetical. The transcript has a single exon. Lineage: Eukaryota; Evosea; Eumycetozoa; Acytosteliales; Acytosteliaceae. Gene Ontology annotation, molecular function: metal ion binding. The coding region runs from base 1 to 555 and encodes 184 amino acids. The record is from RefSeq and is a predicted model, not a curated record.